This is a messenger RNA of Stylonychia lemnae, 366 nucleotides long. NCBI's taxonomy places the organism in Eukaryota, Ciliophora, Spirotrichea, Sporadotrichida, Oxytrichidae. The record is from the annotation of a GenBank genome assembly.
AUGCUAAUCCCUGAUCCCAUAAUGUAAAAUACUAGCCAGGUCUCAUAAGAUUCAGAAUCAGCAUUCAAACACUCUGAAAUGAAAAAUAUUAGAUAGAUUAAGCCUGCAGUCAUCUAAAAGUCAGCUGAAAACUGGAAAGUCUUAUAGCCAUUCUACUUCGAGUUUGCUAUAAAUACUAGACAAAGCAGUAGUGAUAACAUUCCGAGCAAAUGCCUUAAGAACAGUCUCUCAUUGUAUAUUAAAUAGAAAAUUACAGCAGUCAAAAAUGAAGUCAGUGCUAUUAUCGAGGACAUAACGCUAAAACUAGCACCUGCUUUCCUUGAGUAAAAUGCUAUGUAGGUUGUGUUGAUAGUUGAAAGUACCUGA